AUGAAGGUACGCCAGGACCGAGGAGGCGGAUGCUUUCAUGUCAUGAUUGUGCAUGAAUGGGUCACCAUAUCUGCUCCUGAGCACGGCCUCACAAACGUGUCCGUGUUGUUGGAUGGAAGACACGUCGGAGGAAGUCCCUUCGUGUAUGGAACUCAACACCAGUUUUGGGUGCGACCGAGAAACGGGAAAGGAACGAAGGAGAAAGAGCUGAAGGCAAAUCAACGGACAGCGAAACUUCCUGGGGCCUUCGUUACCCUUGUGGCAACAGACGAGUUUGCACUGGGAACAUUGGUCCUCGCGUACUCUUUGACGAAAGUUGGCUCAAAGUUUCCAUUCAUUGCCAUGAUAACGAGCAAGGUCUCUAAACACGUUCACUCCAUGUUCCGCCAUGCUGGGAUUGUCGUCAAGGACGUUGAUGCCGUCUCGAACCCGUUCGCCUCCUUCAAGCAGAAGUUGGAGGAGAAGUCAUGGGAGCAGGUGUACACGAAGAUGCAAGCUUGGACCCUUGUGGAGUAUGAGAGGGUUGUGUUCCUUGAUGCUGAUCAACUGGUCGUCCAAAACAUUGACGAGCUCAUGCAGUGGCCUCUCACUCAGAAUUUCGCUGCCAUUCCAGAUGUUGCCCCUCCUAUUUUCUUUAACAGCGGCUUCAUGCUGCUCGAGCCAAACUUGGAGACUUUCAAAGACAUGCAGGAGAAGAUGCACAAACUUCCCUCUUACGACGACGGAGAUCAAGGCUUUCUCAAUGCGUACUUCGGACAGGUAGAAAGAAACUAUGGGUUAGACGAGGACGAGGACGAGGACGAGGACGAGGACGGGGACGAGGACGGGGACGGGGACGGGGACGGGGACGGGGACGGGGAGAUUCUGAGUUCUGUUUCAGCGAUGGGAUCGUCUCCCUUACAUCUACAAUUUCGUCAAAAGCAAGACAGGAAAUCCCGAAGCCUUUUACUGGCUCCUUGA
Molecule: messenger RNA, 960 nt
Organism: Guillardia theta CCMP2712
Lineage: Eukaryota; Cryptophyceae; Pyrenomonadales; Geminigeraceae
Exons: 13
Coding region: 1-960 (319 amino acids)
Molecular function (GO): glycosyltransferase activity
Source: RefSeq, a predicted model, not a curated record